UGUAUAUGGACAAUUACCGCAUUCAGUUUCAAAAAUUGUGGAACAAGCAAAGGUUGCUGGUUCCAACCACCGCAGUGUGAAACGGAUCAUAUUAAUGACUGCGAUAGUUCAGUUCAGUGGACGGUACUGGAUGACGGGGUUCUUUUUGAAAUUGAGGCCACAACUUUAGACCUGGAUCCAGCAGAGGCUCAUUACAUAUCUGUGGGAAUCAGUAAAGAUACUCGAAUGGGUGAUGAUAGCGUCGUGGAAUGCAUUUUUGCAGCUGACGGUUCCGGAAGAGCUUACAUAUCAUUUAAUGAUGAGACUCACAACGAACAGUUAUAUCAGGCUUCUUCGGUAAUGAUCAAUGACACGAAUUUUGCUGUUGAGAACGGCACUGUAAGAUGCUCUGUAAAAUGGCAGUUCAGCGCCAGACAGCUAGUAAACCCUAAAGACCAGUUUAAGGUAUUUGAUCUUGAAUCUGGGCUCUGGCACUUGUUAUUUGCUCGUGGAAACGCUGAUGUUUAUAGUCUUAAGAAACGUAUACAUUCUGUCAAUGAUGGUCCUUUAUUUCCAUGGAUUUCUGAACAAAAAAUCCACUUUUGUGGCUACAACUGCAGCUCUGAUCCGUUCGUGGUGAUUAGCACUAUGAAGCAGACAGACCUAAGCAGAUAUUGGCGGUAUCGUUUUGCAGUCAUUCAUGGAAGUUUUCUGUUGCUAGCUUGGUGGGUGCUUGGUUCUUCAGCUAUUUUGUUGGCUCGGUACUUCAAACCGUUAUGGCAAGGGCAGAGGCUAUUGGGCACAGCUGUUUGGUUCCAGCUUCACCGUGAUUUAAACAUAGUCUCUGUGGUUAUACAGGCAGUUGCCGUUUUUUUGAUUAUUUAUCAAGCUGGUCGUUUAUACGAGUGCUCUUAUGCCUGUUCUUUAGAGGAUUGGAAUAAGAAGAUGCAUGUCAUUAACGGAAUCGGUGCUAUGGGUUUUGCCCUAAUACAACCAUUCUUAGCUUUUAUUCGUCCUGGUCCUAAUUCUAGAUAUCGCCCAAUUUUCAACUGGAUCCACUGGUUUUUUGGAAUGCUGGCCUGGACUCUCGCUUGUAUGUCGGGAGAUUUUUUGCUUAUUUCAGCUGUGGCGAUCUUCUUAUCUGUAUCACUUGGUAAAACUGGUUUAAUGUUCAAUUAUGGACAUAUACCGACAUGGAUUAUGGCUGGAUAUAUGAUAACAUUUUUUUUGUGUUGCAUAGUCUUGGAAAUUCUCUCAUCAGUAUCAAGUCGACGUGUGGAGAAGCUUGCGUCAUAUCGAUUUGUUGCAGGGCCGACGGGGAUGGCCCUUAGUGUUAUCAACGGUCCAAGCGUGGAGUCGCCAAUCGCUAGGCCUACAUUUGCUACCGCCCGGCUGUUCAUAUUUUUUGUUCAUCUGGUCGUUGCACUGGGUGUGUCAAUAACUAUAACGGCGAUGUUGGUUAAAAUAUUAUUAGCACAUUCCCCUUAG
Molecule: messenger RNA, 1467 nt
Organism: Enterobius vermicularis (human pinworm)
Lineage: Eukaryota; Metazoa; Nematoda; Chromadorea; Rhabditida; Oxyuridae
Source: the annotation of a GenBank genome assembly